Messenger RNA from Amborella trichopoda, 2254 nucleotides. RefSeq names its product sucrose transport protein SUC1. Gene Ontology annotation, molecular function: sucrose:proton symporter activity. NCBI's taxonomy places the organism in Eukaryota, Viridiplantae, Streptophyta, Magnoliopsida, Amborellales, Amborellaceae. Gene Ontology annotation, cellular component: plasma membrane; vacuole. Gene Ontology annotation, biological process: sucrose transport. The record is from RefSeq and is a predicted model, not a curated record.
UUUGUGAAGGGGUGCGAGUUGAGGCUUGAGUUCACGUAGAGAGCUCAAAAUGGGCAAGAAUAUCGGGAGCAGAAUGGCAGAUUAAUAUAUGCAGCCGAUCUCAAAUAAUUAGAAAAAAACUCAUACAAAUAACAAUCAAAAGAUCUCUUACUCCUCGGAGAAUUAAUUUACAGUAUGCUCAACGAGUAGAAACCUCAUCACUCAAAAAUCCCAAUACGGCCGGCCAGAGAGGACGACGACCCUCGAGUUGUCGAAGCACCUGAGUUCAGCCUCUCUCUCUCUCAUCCCCCAUCAACAAAGUGUUUCUCUCUCCGUAUGCACAGAGAAACUAUUCCUCCACUUCUAUGCAUAUGAAUUGAAAGAGAGUGAAAGACCUUCACUUCUAUGCAUAUGUAAGAGAAAGCGAAGGUGAAAGAAGCCAACCCCUCCUGAAGUCAUGGAUACCUCCGCUCGGCUGCUGGCUUCUCUGUCAAGGCCAGAAACGGCUUCAUCGGCAACUGCUCCACUGUCUAAGCUAGCCACUGCUGCAUCGAUCGCUGCCGGGAUCCAAUUCGGUUGGGCUCUCCAGCUCUCUCUCCUCACCCCUUACGUUCAACAACUCGGGAUACCCCACACUUUUUCGAGCUUCAUCUGGCUCUGCGGCCCCGUUUCAGGGAUGAUUGUUCAGCCAAUUGUGGGCUACAACAGUGAUCGGUGCCGGAGCCGGUGGGGUCGGCGGAGGCCUUUCAUAGCAGCCGGAGCUGUGCUUGUGAUGGUGGCCACGGUUUUAAUCGGGUUUUCAGCUGAUUUGGGUUAUUUUAUGGGGGAUGAGAUUGAAGGAGAGGUGAAAAUGAGGAGGCCGAGGGCUAUUGUGGUGUUUGUUUUGGGGUUUUGGGUGCUUGAUGUAGCUAAUAAUAUGUUGCAGGCCCCCUGCAGAGCUCUCCUUGCCGAUCUCGCAGGCAAGAACCAAAGCAAGACGCGCAGCGCCAACGGCUUCUAUUCCUUCUUCAUGGCAGUCGGCAACAUUCUCGGCUUCGCGGCUGGUGCCUUUCCCAACCUUCACUCUCUCUUCCCCUUCACUCUAACACAAGCCUGCAAUGCUUACUGCGCCGACCUCAAAUCUGCCUUUCUUCUCUCGAACCUUCUCCUCUUAACUCUUACCACACUUAGCCUGACCUCAAUUUCUGAAACUGCUGUUCCCGAAGAGCGCAACGGGCACCAUAACAGCCACCAUGACGAUGAAGAAGAAGAGAGGGAGGCUUUUUUAGGAGAGAUAAUAAGGGCAUUGAGGGAUUUGCCUAGGCCAAUGUGGGUUCUUUUGCUGGUGACCUCCCUUAAUUGGUUGGCCUGGUUCCCAUUUUUGUUAUUUGAUACAGAUUGGAUGGGAAGAGAAGUUUACUGGGGGAGCCUUAAUGGGAAUGAAAGUGAUUUGGAGAAGUAUAACGCUGGUGUGAGAGUUGGCUCGCUUGGUCUGAUGGUGAACUCGGUGGUUUUGGGUGCUACGGCUCUUGUGGUCGAGCCCAUGGCUCGAAGGUUCAGGGCCACGAGACUAUGGGGGCUGGUUAAUUUUGUGCUGGCCUUUUGUCUUGGUUUCAGUGUAGUCGUGACGAAGUUGGCUGAGUUUUAUGGAGGGGCAACGGCGGGCGUGGCAGUGUUGGCUGUGGCUUUGUUUGCUUUGAUGGGCGUGCCCCUUGCGGUGACAUAUAGCAUUCCCUUUGCACUGGCUUCCAUCUUCUCUAGAAACUCCAGAGCAGGUCAAGGCUUGGCAAUGGGUGUGCUCAACCUCGCGGUGGUUGUACCACAGAUUAUAGUUUCACUUGGAAGUGGACCUUGGGACGCCCUAUUUGGAGGUGGAAACCUGCCAGCAUUUGUCGUAGCUUCAUUUUCUGCCUUACUCAGUGGAAUUCUUGCUUUCUCUCUCUUGCCUUCUCCCCCUCCCGCUUUCCCAAUCACUCGCAUUUUGAGAACAAGAAGCUCUCCCUUUCCUUAAUUCCAAUUCCCUUUUUCUCUCUCUCUACCUUCUUCCUUUUUCUUUAAGACCUUAGCCACAUUAUCUUUCUCUCUCCCCUUUUCUUUCUUAUCCUGUCCUUGCUGACUAAGCCACAUUACAUGGUAGCCACAAAAUUCUACACCUCACUUUUAAAGGAAUCAAAGGGUGGCAAAUACCAUUUUGAAGUUUGGCAAAAUAUUCAUCACAGGCUUUGAAAAGUUGGAAAGGAGUGUUCAAAUAUGUGAAACUCUUUUGUGAGAAUCUCAAUUUGUACUUGAUAAGAAC